AUGCAGGCUAGUUCGAAAUAUUUGACGAUAAUUAAGCUUUAUAUAAAUUGUAAUCUUCGUUAUCGCUUACCACGUUCACUUAAUCCUUGCAACAACCUAUCAUCAUCUAAAACUCAACAUAUAACGCCCAAUCUGUUGACUGAGAAUGCUGCAACGCUGUUCACACCAACUGCUUCUAGCGAUGACAAUGAAAUUCAUCUAUUAGUAUGUGGUGCUCCAAAAGUUGGAAAAUCAACAUUGAUUAAUGCUCUAUGUGGUCUUCCCGUAGCUAAAGUGAAUAGUGCGAUAGGACUCGAUCAAUGCACACAAACGACAAAUUUUUACAAAAUAGACAAUAUCUAUUUUUGGGACACACCUGGUAUUCAACAAUGGUCUGAUCUAGAUAUUGAUUCAUAUAUUAAUUCAGUCUCAUCACGCCAAGUACCACUUUAACAAGUUCAAUCAAAAAAGAAUCAAUAUAAACAAUUUGGAAUUACUGUUGCUCAAGGAAAUGGAAAAGGACACGAAUUAAAUCACCUCUGCUGGCCUCACGGGAUCUUUGUUGAUGAUAAUAAAUCAAUUUAUAUUGCUGAUUCUGAGAAUCAUCGUAUUGUAAAAUGGAAGUUGAACUCAAAUACUGGUGAAAUCAGUGCAGGUGGAAAUGGAAAAGAAAAUCAAAAUAAUCAAUUGAAGUGUCCAACAGAUAUAAUAUUUGAUAAAAAAAAUAAUUCUUUCAUUAUUUCUGAACGGGGAAACAAACAGGUAAUUCGAUAUUUUGAUAAUAAUCAAACUAAUCGAGAAAUUAUUAUUUCAAAUAUUGAUUGCUAUGGUCUCGCAAUCGAUAAAAAUGGAUCUAUUUAUGUUUCUGAUUGGCAGAAUCAUCAAGUAAGACGACAGAAACAAGGAGAUACAAAAGGCGAAUUAGUUGCAGGUGGAAAUGGUAAAGGAAAUCAUCUUAAUCAACUCAAUUCUCCUACUUUUAUCUUUAUUGACCACAAUUAUUCUCUUUAUAUAUCAGAUACAGACAAUCAUCGUGUAAUGAAAUGGAAAAAAGAUGCAAAAGAAGGAAUUAUUGUUUCUGGUGGAAAUGGUAACGGAGAUAGUCUCAAACAAUUGAGUUGUCCUUGUGGAGUGAUUGUUGAUCAUUCGGGUCAUAUUUAUGUAGCAGAUUACGGGAAUAAUCGAGUAAUGCGUUGGUGUGAAGAAGAUAAAGAAGGUGAAAUUGUUGUGGAUGGAAAUGGUUAUGAAAAUCAGCCAAACCAAUUGCAUGGUCCCGUAGGUUUAUCAUUUGAUAAUGAAGAAAAUCUUUAUGUUGCUGAUAAAUGGAAUCAUCGAAUCCAAAAAUAUGAAAAAAUGUGA
This is a messenger RNA of Adineta steineri, 1338 nucleotides long. NCBI's taxonomy places the organism in Eukaryota, Metazoa, Rotifera, Eurotatoria, Adinetida, Adinetidae. The record is from the annotation of a GenBank genome assembly.